Empidonax traillii (willow flycatcher) is the source of this 1282-nucleotide messenger RNA. It is a transcript of the gene CDK2AP1, whose product is annotated as cyclin dependent kinase 2 associated protein 1. The record is from RefSeq and is a predicted model, not a curated record. Lineage: Eukaryota; Metazoa; Chordata; Aves; Passeriformes; Tyrannidae. Gene Ontology annotation, cellular component: cytoplasm; nucleus. Bases 81 to 590 code for a protein of 169 amino acids. The transcript has 4 exons.
GGGGCGCCGGGCGGCCGCGGCGGGGUGGCUGCCGGCUCUCCCCCAAAGUUUUUGGAUCCGCGUCUCCUCAUGAUGUAUGGAUGAUAUAUUGCAUUGUGGGUGUCAAUAUAACUGACGGCCAUAUUUGCCGGUGCUGCUACUGCUGUAAACAACCCAAAGUGUCUGGGAGACACGGAGACGCUUCGCUGAAUUUCAGGACGCUUCUCCUCCUCCCGCUGGCCAUGUCUCUGGGAAUGUCUUACAAGCCUAACUUGAACGCCCACAUCCCCGGGACUCCCCUCAACCCGGCGGGGAGUGUUCACUCUCCCUCCACGAGCAUGGCAACGACUGCACAGUACAGACAGCUCCUGAAUGACUAUGGCCCCCCCUCUCUAGGCUACACACAGGGGAUGCAGGGUACCAGCAGCACUCAAGUCCCACAGAGCAAAUAUGCAGAGCUUCUAGCUAUCAUAGAAGAAUUAGGAAAAGAGAUUAGACCUACAUAUGCUGGGAGCAAAAGUGCGAUGGAGAGGCUAAAAAGAGGCAUUAUCCAUGCCAGAGGAUUAGUUCGGGAAUGCCUGGCCGAGACGGAACGAAAUGCGAGGUCUUAGCCCGCUGAUUCAAGAACUUCCAUCUCUCUUCCCGAAGAAAAAGGAACACUUAUUCCUUUUGACUCUUGAAAGGUUCACACAAAUUCCUUUAUUUUGAAUGUUUCGCCUUUCUCGUUUCGCCCUUGCAAAAAUGUAUAGUUAAGAAUGAGAAAAAGAAAAAAAAAAAAAGAAAAACCAACCAAGGAUUUUUCAACUUACCGAGGGUUUGCAUUUUGUAAAGAUGUUAAAACUCCCUGAGAUGUUUCUAAAACAUGGAAACUGAAGUGCAUGCAGAGGAAUGCUCUCUCUCUCCCGGGCUAUAUUUCAGUUCUCUUCUUAUCCAGCCACAGCCUCAUUCUGUUUUUUUUUUUCCUUCAACUGUAUUCACUUAUCCCCAAACUGUCAAUCUUUCCAAGUUUGACAGAAGCUCUAAGGAUUUUUUUAAUAAAUGCAGAAUAGCAUGCUGUACCUAGUAGUCUGCUACGUCACAAUUUGUCAUACAGCAUAGACCCUGCUUAGAAAUAACCUCCCCUUUCUCUUAUUUUUCCUUUUUUUUUGUUCAUUUUGCAUAAACAUUUGCAUGACUAUUAGUGCUUUGAAGUCCAUUUAAAGUGCAUGAGCUAUAUGGAAAAUAGGGAAACCUAUUAAAUAAUAACAAGGUCCUGGAAAGCUAAUUCCUACAUUAAGGCUGGAGACUUCAGUUUAAAGUUUGC